AUGGGUUUGUGCUCGGUGGUUGAAAGAAGGAGAAAGAGAUGGGGGAUUGAGUGGACGGGAGAGAGCAAGGGGCGAGCGCCAUGGUCAAGCUGGCGCUGGCGGGCGGCGCGCUCUGGUUCGGCGCCUCGAAGACGAUCUGCAACAUCGAGGGAGGCCACCGGGCCAUCGUCUUCAACCGCUUCGAGGGGAUCAAGGACAAGAUCUACCCCGAGGGGACUCACCUCAUCGUCUCACUCAUCGGGAGGCCUAUCAUCUAGGACGUCCGCGCCCGACCCAACCUCGUUGAGAGCACUUCCGGGAGCAGGGAUCUCCAGAUGUGCUAAGAAUUUGGAAAUCAUGAAUCUUGGAGAAGAUAGCGUUGAUGGAAGUGGUGCCGUUGCAGCUGCUAUUCAGAGCACUAUAGACGACCCUGAUCCAUAUCUGAAUGGGAUUAAAAAUCAGGCUGGUGACGAAGAAAGUGAUGAAGAGGUACUGCUUCUUACGUCCUGAUGUGUACGGAGGAGCACGUCCGAGCAAAAUUGUAAUAUGAGCGAAAUUGUAAUUACUGUUCAGUUUAAAUACAAUUAUGUAGAGAAACUUUAGA
Molecule: messenger RNA, 583 nt
Organism: Lolium rigidum
Lineage: Eukaryota; Viridiplantae; Streptophyta; Magnoliopsida; Poales; Poaceae
Exons: 4
Coding region: 1-489 (162 amino acids)
Source: RefSeq, a predicted model, not a curated record